Selaginella moellendorffii is the source of this 741-nucleotide messenger RNA. Its product is annotated as pre-mRNA cleavage factor Im 25 kDa subunit 2-like. The coding region runs from base 54 to 656 and encodes 200 amino acids. The record is from RefSeq and is a predicted model, not a curated record. Lineage: Eukaryota; Viridiplantae; Streptophyta; Lycopodiopsida; Selaginellales; Selaginellaceae. Gene Ontology annotation, cellular component: mRNA cleavage factor complex. Gene Ontology annotation, molecular function: mRNA binding. The transcript has 7 exons.
UUUGCUCGGGUUUUUGCCAGGAGCCCUAGAAAGAAGAGCGCGAGGCGCGAGCGAUGGUUUCCGGCCCCGUCGUGAAUGUCUACCCGCUGUCGAGCUAUACGUUUGGCAGCAAGGAGGUGAAGAUGGAGAAGGACACGUCGGUGUCGGAUCGGCUCGCGCGGAUGAAAACCAACUAUAUGAAGGAGGGAAUGCGAACGAGCGUGGAGGGAAUUUUGCUGGUCCAAGAACACAACCAUCCACACUUGCUGCUCCUGCAAAUCGGGAAUACGUUUUUCAAGCUUCCCGGAGGAAGACUCAAGACUGGAGAAAACGAGGUGGAAGGAUUGAAGAGGAAGCUCACGAGCAAGCUUGCUCCAACGGCGGCUUCGAUCCAGCCCGACUGGCAGAUUGGAGAGUGCGCGGCGAUUUGGUGGAGACCAAACUUUGAGACGCUGCUAUAUCCUUACUGCCCUCCUCACAUCACCAAACCAAAGGAGUGUAAGAAGCUCUUCGUGGUUCUCCUCCCCGAAAAACAAUACUUCGCUGUUCCAAAGAAUCUCAAGCUAUUGGCAGUUCCAUUGUUUGAGCUCUACGACAAUGUACAGAGAUAUGGCCCAGUGAUCUCCGCCAUCCCCCAGCAGCUUUCAAGGUUCACCUUCAAUGCCAUUAACGGCUGAACUCCACCAAACUGGGUGAAUUUUUUCUUCUUUUUUCUCCGUUUUGUAAAACUAUUAACUUACUAUAUGAGUGGCUCUUUUUGUC